Anarrhichthys ocellatus (wolf-eel) is the source of this 4384-nucleotide messenger RNA. RefSeq names its product papilin a, proteoglycan-like sulfated glycoprotein (gene paplna). Gene Ontology annotation, cellular component: extracellular matrix. The coding region runs from base 196 to 3903 and encodes 1235 amino acids. The transcript has 28 exons. Lineage: Eukaryota; Metazoa; Chordata; Actinopteri; Perciformes; Anarhichadidae. The record is from RefSeq and is a predicted model, not a curated record. Gene Ontology annotation, biological process: proteolysis; extracellular matrix organization. Gene Ontology annotation, molecular function: metalloendopeptidase activity; serine-type endopeptidase inhibitor activity.
GCGAGACAAAGGGUUGCAGCUAGAUAACCCUCCUCAUAUAUCCAGGACACUGCACAACUUUUCAGACUUCAAGUCAAAGCUCCCGGAGAGAAACCAGCUGUCAGGCCUGCUGCGUCACGCACGGUCCUCCGCAAGGAUCCACCGGCGGUUUUGGACUCCAAGUAACCGCAUUUAUAGCCACUAAACACGGGAACAAUGAAGAUGCUCCUGCCUCUGGUAACCCUCCAGCUGCUGUUGGCUCCAGUGCUCAUGGUGCCCGGUGUGGAUCACUGGGACUCAUGGGGUCCUUAUGGAGAAUGCAGCCGGAGCUGUGGCAGCGGAGUGACUAUGAGAACAAGAAGCUGUAUCACACACAGGGCUGAUGGAGGACACAACUGUGUGGGACCAGACAAGUCCUACCGCACCUGCAACAUCCAGGACUGUCCUGAGGGAUCCAAGGAUUUCCGUGAAGAGCAGUGCUCCCAGUUUGAUGGCACUGACUUCCAGGGGAAACUCUACAAGUGGCUGCCUUAUUAUGGAGCUGAGAACCCCUGUGAGCUGAACUGCAUGCCGAGAGGAGAAAACUUCUUCUAUCGUCACCGCAGCUCUGUGGUGGAUGGGACGCCCUGUCACCCUGGACGGAGGGACGUUUGUGUGGAGGGAGUCUGCAAGCGUCUCGGCUGUGACAACACGUUGGAGUCUCUUCAGCAGGAAGACCCCUGCCUGCAGUGUGGGGGGAACGGACAGUCCUGCUCCCAAGUCAAGAACAGCUUCUCUGUACGCGACCUGCCAACCGGCUACAACCAGAUGUUUAUCAUCCCUGUUGGAGCCACCACCAUCAGCAUCAGAGAAACUGUGGCCACUCGCAACUACCUUGCUAUCAAGAACCUGCGUGGUGAGUACUACCUCAAUGGCCACUGGGUUAUCGAGUUUUCCAGGGCGACACCCAUUGCUGGGACUGUGCUGUACUAUCAGCGAGGAGCUGAGGGUGACAACAUCCCCGAAACCAUCAUCGGCCGUGGCCCCACCACCGAACCCCUCGUUAUUGAGCUGAUCAGCCAGGAGCCAAACCAAGGAGUGGAGUAUGAAUUUUAUCUUCCCAAUGGACGCUCCAGACAGGGCUACUACUGGAGUUUCGGAUCUUGGUCUUCCUGCAGCAAAGAGUGUGGAUCAGGCUACCAGUCUCGUUUGGUCUUCUGCACCAUUGACAACGAGUCCUACCCCGACUAUCUCUGUGCAUCUCUGCCGAGGCCACAGACCAACCGUACAUGCAACCCUCAUGCAUGCCCACAGAUCCGCAGGAUGGCGUACCUGUAUCCACCACAGUUGUGGAGAUCCUCAAAAAGGCCCAGAGCCUAUGUGAUCAGCUGGAAAACCGGAGAGUGGAACACCUGCUCCGUUACCUGCGGGGGAGGCUCUCAGGUGCGCAGCGUGCAGUGCGUCUCCCAUGAUGCCGCGGGCCCCCGCGUGGUGGAGGAUGUCGUUUGCGCCGCCUACGCCGAGGCACCGCCCUCUCUGCAGACCUGCAACAUGCAGAAGUGUGCAGAGUAUCAAGUGACCAGAUGGAGCGCGUGCUCGGUGACUUGUGGUUCAGGCGAGCAGACCAGGGAAGUCACCUGUGUUGGUUCAGAACGAAUGCGGCUGGAGGAAACAACCUGCAGCACUCUGCUCCGCCCGACCGCCGUCCGACCCUGUGAGAUGGCGGCCUGCCUGAGACAGAUCAGCUGGCACGUCGGGGACUGGGGCCUGUGCUCUAAGAGCUGUGGUUCCGGCUCACGAGAGCGACAGGUGAUCUGCUCCGACCGAGAGAGGAACCUGUACCCUGUGGUUGAAUGUAACGCCAACCCCAAACCCUCCACCGUGGAGCGCUGCAACACCCAGUCCUGCUACAGCCCACAGGUGGUUCCCAGCAUCCAGGACACACGAGGACACGACAACACACAGACUGUGUUCCAGCCUUAUGUGCCAGACCACGCGACAGUUCGCAGGCCGGAGACGGACCCGAGCCAGACGAACACAGUCCACGACUCUCACGGCUCCGCCCCGGCCCUCCACUGCAGCCAGUCCCAUUAUGGCUGCUGCCCGGACGGACGCACUUCAGCCGGGGGCCCCCAGGGUUUGGGCUGCCCACAUGUCCCAGCUCCCACUCUUGUCCAGCCACACUGCGUCCAGACCAGUUACGGAUGCUGCCAAGACAGAGUGACGGCGGCUCGUGGCCCCAACAGGGAGGGCUGCAUGGAGUACGCGGCCACUGCACCUACUGCUGCUCCUUCUCUUCCCACUGAGAAUGGAGCGCAGUGCCGCAUCACCACCUACGGGUGCUGUUAUGACCGCACCACACCUGCAGGAGGACCCAACGGGGAGAGCUGCCCCAACCCACCCAACCACAUUGAGCGCUCCAUCUGCUCGCUGCCUCGCGCCGCCGGCUCCUGCAGCGGCUGGGUGCCGCGCUACCACUACGACGUCAUCGCCUCCAAGUGCGUGCACUUCUGGUACGGAGGUUGCCACGGCAACAGUAACAACUUCAUGACCCGGGCCGAGUGCCAGAGGGGUUGCCGGGGGGCUGCAACGAGCCAGCAGGGCCCGGGCCCGGUCGCUCCCGCCGCGCAGCCGACUUCUAGAAGAGAGUCCACCGCUGGAAGGACCGCAUCUGGAGCAGGAACAGCAUCUGGAGCAGGUGGAUCCAUGUCUGGGGGGUCACGCAGCAUGGGGAGGAUUUUCACGGUCCAGGGAAGAUCGACCAGCAACACCGGCAGACAGGCCACAAGUGCCGCCAACCAUGCCCACAGAGCCAGAGUCUUACUGCGCACUCACCGACCUUCCCCUGCUGCCGAUGCACAGCACACCGGCCCAGCAGCGAGUUUGACCCUUGGAGAAGUGACCAUCGAUAAGUCUGACCCCUCCACAGUGGAAGCUUUAGUGGGCCAGACAGUUGUGCUGCCCUGCAGAGUCAGCCCGCCGCCGUCCUCCACUGUCAAUGUCGAGUGGAGAAGAGAUGGCGUCCCUCUGUCAACUUACAGGCAUCACCAGCAGCCCAAUGGCUCCCUGUUAGUUGGUCCUCUCUCUAAGUUGGACUCUGGUUGGUUCUUGUGUGUGGCUACUCGUGAACAGGAGAGAGACCACCGCUACAUUUACCUGUCUGUCUCAGUGGGAUCAUCUCAGCCGGUUCCUAGCUUACCGCCCGGAGACGGUCCUUUCCCUCGCUUCAGUAUCGAGCGGUCGAGCUCGUCUUUGCUGGAGACGCGAGCCGGACAAACUGCCAGACUGUCCUGCACGAUCGUCCCUCCGUCAGCACGUCGGUCCGUCAGCAUCCAGUGGACCAAAGAUGGACACGCCCUCAGCGACUCCAGGUUCACCCAACAUUCAGAUGGCACUCUGACCAUCGGCUCUCUGAAGUCUGCAGACUCCGGCGUCUACACGUGCACGGCCUCCUCUCAGCAGCAGCUGGAGCAGCGACAGCUGCAGCUCAGAGUCCAAGUCGACCUGAAGAUCACCACAGCUCCCAACAACAUCCAGGUGUCUGAAGGCAGCAGAGCGCUGCUCUCCUGUGUGGUGUCAGGAGACAAUGUCAACAUAGGCUGGUCCAGAAACGGUGUACCGGUGCGUCCAGACGGUCGUAACAUCCUGACGUCCUCUGACGGCAGCCUGAUCCUGAAUAACGUCAAGCCUUCAGACGAGGGCACGUACACCUGUAACGCUUACACCGGCAUCUACUCUGUGAGCGCCACGGCUGAAGUUAGAGUCAUUAAAGACACACAGCAAGAUGACGAUGUGCCUCCAGAAUGCGUGGACCAGCCUGAUCUUGCCAACUGCGACCUGAUAGUUUACGCCAGACUUUGCUCCAACUCGUACUACUCCAGCUUCUGCUGUGCCAGCUGUACCAGGCACUCACAGAGGAACGACAGGUCCGGUCGUCUGGGCUAAAGCUGCAGAGGCUUUUUAAAAACUGUGGGACGGGUGGGAGAGAGGGGACGACCGAGGGCUAGUGUUUCAGACAUCGCAGCUGCAUUUUGAAAAAACCUUCCAACACUGAACUUUUGCCAAAAGCACUCAAAACUGCAACGGAAAAAGGGACUGAUUACUAGCAGAUGUUGUUGAAUCUGUGAACCUGGAGUUCAGGGAGUCUGUUUGUACACUGCUGCAUUAAACACUGAAUAUGGAGACACUGAAUAGGGGCCUUAAACGCACCACGUAAACCUGGAGAGUCUGUUGAAUGUGAUGACGCAAGAGUCGAACUUUCUUUGUCGUUCUUCCUCCGCCACGUCUUUAAAAUAAGUUAUUUUCUCCUUGGACCUACUGUACGUGUUCUCUGUUUUCUAGAGAAUUGUUUUACUUGCAGGUCAUUAAAAGGAUUUGACAUGUAAAUCCAGUGAAAUUAAAAUGUUUUGACCACUGCUCUGUUUUU